AUGCCAUCCAUCGCUCGACGCGUUUGCUCGCACGACGGCGCAUUGAUCUCGUAUACCGCUCAGAGGUCCGCCGAUGCGCCGUCGUCGUCCAAUCCUCCAACAGUGUUCGUGAACGGAUUGUCAAACGAUUGCUUUCAGCUCAAGGCGUGUGCGAGCGAGCGCGCCAAACGCGUGUGGACCAUCGAGUUCGACUACCGCGGGCACGGCGAAUCAGACGACCCUAAAGAUUUAUCCACGGUGACUGCAUCGUCGUUCGCUCACGACGCGUGGGCGGUCGUGGAUGAUUUCUUUGACACGCUCGGCCACGUGGCGACUAGGACGGCCGUGGAUGUGGUGGCCUAUUCCUAUGGAGUGCGAGUGGCGAUGGAAAUGAUCCGUUUGCGACCGACGCGCGUGCGCUUGGUCGUUGCGGUGUUGGGAUCGCCGGAGCGGAUAUUGGACGGUUUGUUGGGGCGUCGUGGGGCGCUGGUUGUUGGACGCGCAGCGGGCGCUGUCGGAACACAAACCGUGACGAGGAUAAUAUUUUUUGCGUUACGGUUCGCCGCGACGUUUCCGUACGUCACAUGGUCGCUGCUCAGGGUAUUGGGAUAUCUGAAUUCGUCCUAUGGCGCGUUCAAACACUUUUUCGUACACUUGAGACGAUUGCACGCGGAGACGUGGACACGCGUAGUGAUGGACGCCUACGACUCAGGCGCGAUGGAUUUGUGGAGGAAGAAAAAUCGUGCGUGGCGCAUCGGAUGCGUAUGCGGUGAUAGAGACUUUGCGGCGCCGCAGCGAGUGAUGCGUUCGUGGGAGCAAGACGUGGACUAUUACUGGAUGUUGAAAGGAGUGGGGCAUGACGGCCUGUGUUCUCACGGAGAUGAAAUUUUGACACUAAUUCGCGAGUGUUUCGAUCGUGCAGACGAAUAA
This is a messenger RNA of Ostreococcus tauri, 909 nucleotides long. Its product is annotated as unnamed product. Lineage: Eukaryota; Viridiplantae; Chlorophyta; Mamiellophyceae; Mamiellales; Bathycoccaceae. The record is from RefSeq and is a predicted model, not a curated record. The transcript has a single exon. The coding region runs from base 1 to 909 and encodes 302 amino acids.